UUCACCUUGUCCACAUUCUCUUUCCCCCUUUUUCUCCUCCACCUCUUUCUCUUCUCUUUCUCCAUUUGUUUGUCCUACUUCACUUUCUUCUUCUUCUGUUCCACCUCCACCUGUUUCUCCUCCUCCAUCUUCUUCCACCUCCACCUGUUUCUCCUCCUCCUCCAUCUUAUUUUUUUCUACCUCUUUUGGCUUCACCUCCACCUGUUUAUCCACUUCCACCUCUUUCUCCUUCUCCACCUUCUUCACUUCCUCCUCCACAUCUUCCUCCUCCUCCACCUGUUUCUCCUCCUCCUCUAUCUUCUUCACCUCCUCCUCCACCUCUUCUUCCUCUUCCACCCGUUUCUCCUGUUCCUCCACCUUAUUAUUUUCUACCUCUUUCUGCUUCACCUCCACCUGUUUCUCCACUUCCCACCUCUUCCUCCUCCUCCUCCACCUGUUUCUCCUCCUUCACCUCUUCCUCCUUCUCCACCUGUUUCUCCUCCUCCAUCUUCUUCACCUCUUCUUCCUCCUCCACCUGUUUCUCCUCCUCCUCUAUCUUCUUCACCUGCUCCUCCACCUCUUCUUCCUCCUCCUCCACCCGUUUCUCCUGUUCCCUCUCCACCUUCUUCUUCACUUCCCCCUCUACCUCUUUAUCCUCCUCCUCCUCCACUUGUUUCUCCUCCCCCUCCACCUUCUUCACCUCCUCCUCCACCCAUUUCUCAUGUUCCUCCACCUUGUUUUUCUCUACCUCUUUCAGUUCCUCCUCCACCUGUUUCUCCUCUUCCACCUCUUUCUCCUUCUUCACCUUCUCCUCCUCUUUCUCCUACUCCACUUUCUUCUUCUCCUCCACCCAUUUUUCCUGUUCCUCCACCUUAUUCUUUUCUACCUUUCUGCUUCACCUCCACCUGUUUCUCCACUUCCACCUCUUUCUCCUUCUCCACCUUUUACUUCACUUCCUUCUCCACCUCUUCCUCCUCCUCCACCUGUUUCUUCUCCCCCUCCACCUUCUUCACCUCCUCCUCCACCCAUUUCUCAUGUUCCUCCACCUUAUUUUUAUCUAUCUCUUUCAGUUCCUCCUCCACCUGUUUCUCCUCUUCCUCCUCUUUCUCCUACUCCACUUUCUUCUUCUUCUCCUCCACCUGUUUCUGCUCCUUCUCCACCUUCUUCCCUUCUUCCACCACUUUCUCCUUCUCCACCUCCUCCUUUAUCCUUUUCUCAUCCACUUGUUUAACCUCCAUCUGUUUCUUCUUCUCUACCUCUUUCUGCUGCUCCUCCACCUGUUUCUCCUCUUCCACAUCUUUCUCCUCCACCCGUUUUUCUUCUCUUUUUUAUCUUCCACUUGUGUCUCCUCCUCCACCUUUCUUCCACUCCACCUUCCUCCUCCUCCAUCUGUUUCUCCUCCUCCUCUACCUCAGACUCUCUCAUCUCUCCACCCAUCUGAGCGGCGCUCCAGCCUGAUGGCUAAUGAAGGAGCGCAAUUAGCGUCUUUUAAUAAAGGUUAAUUAUCUUCUCUCAGAAUAUGACUCACGCUGUUCCUUUCUGUGUGUCGUAAACAAGGAGGAAAGAUCAGACAUUACCGUGAUUAUAUGGGCCAUUCUGCUGGAUUAGUUCAAUCUGCAGUCAAAAGAAUGAUUAAAACACAAUUACCAAUUCAGAUGCGGAGUGUUUCCUCACAGAACGUUCUGGACUGCGACCCCCGGCAUUAACAGAGAUGACGAUAAUAAGCGUAAUAACACCACAUUACAGCACUUUCUAUUAAAGCCUGGAUGGAUCAAGUUAAAUGUUUAUUAUAAAUAUUUGACUACAGGUUACAGUUUUGCAUAUUAAAGCAACAAACACGAAUAGCAAACAUAUUAAACUGAAUUUAAAUUUAUAGUGAGUAAAAUGGGUUCACUUUAUUUUG
This is a messenger RNA of Danio rerio (zebrafish), 1882 nucleotides long. The record is from RefSeq and is a predicted model, not a curated record. Lineage: Eukaryota; Metazoa; Chordata; Actinopteri; Cypriniformes; Danionidae.